UCAACAGUAAAACUAAUCUCUGUAAUCAGAGUACAUUUUUCACUAACACAGUAAUGGACCAUAGUGUAAUACUAAAUAAUUAAUUGCAUUAUAGUUACUUAUAUUAUCUGUGUUAUAAAAGGUUGUUCAGUUGUCUGCAUGCAAGGGCGUAGAUUUGGCAUGGACGGAAGGGACAUGUCCCCACGAAUAUCCAGCGAUUAUUGAAUUGUCCCCACCAAUAAUUUGAUCUCUUCGAGUAAACGAAAAACCCGAUAAAAAGAAAGAAAAAACAAAAACCGAUCUGUCAACGUCUCAUUCACCUAGCGGUGCAGAAAGAGUUAAAUUACGUUCUCUACUGGAGUCCUACAUCAUGUGACAAAUAUGGCCAAUGUGAUUGGCUGUGCCUUUAAGGGAGCUCUGUUUAGUUUUAGCAACAGCAAGCCUGCGCUGCGAGGACCUACAAGGAGGAGAGGAGGAUGGCAGCACAAGGGAAGAACCUGGAUAUAAGAAAGUAUUUUUCAAAGAAACCUGUCAGCAGCAGAGACAAAGUACAGAGACUCCGGGAUGUCUAUGGAGAGUGAGCAGCCCAAAGAUCAUGAUCCAGAUUUUGGUAUUGAACCUGAACCCAUGACAAAAAGUCAAAAGAGGAGCCACACUGAUGUGGAGAAGCAAGUGUCCUGCUGUGCUUUGUGUCACGAUGUCCCAAAGGAUCCAGUCACCACCAACUGUGGACACUGGUUCUGCAGACAGUGCAUCUACCCAUACUGGGGGAAGGCUUCCUCACCAAGAGACUCCUGUCCCAAGUGUGGGAAAUAUUCCAGGACCAAAAGUGGACUACAGUCAGUCAAUCAGAAUACCUCUGUACAAAAUGCCAGUCUUCAGGAGGUUUUAGAUGAACAUAGGAUAAUUAUGAAAAAGACGUGUGAACAAGUGACUGAAAAUAAUGAUGAAACAGGAAGUGGAACCCUCUGUAAGGGGAUCUAUGCAAACUUCUAUAUCACAGAGGAACAGAGUGAAGAGGUUCAUACCCAGCAUGAGGUGAGGCAGCUGGAAAUAGCUUCCAAGAAGAAAGCCAUGCAUGGCACUUCAAUCAGGUGCCACGACAUCUUUGAACCCUUACCUGAACAACAGAAACCCAUCAGAGUCGUUCUGACAAAUGGUGUCGCUGGUGUUGGAAAAACCUUCUCAGUACGGAAGUUCACUCUGGACUGGGCAGAAGGUUUGGAAAACCAAGACAUCAGUCUGGUGUUUCUGCUUUCAUUCAGGGAGCUGAAUCUGGCCAGACAUAAGCCAUACAGUCUUCUGGAACUGCUCCAUCUUUUCCAUCCAACAUUACAGAAGGUCACAGCAGAGAAGCUCGCUGUCUGUAAACUUUUGUUCAUCUUUGAUAGCCUGGAUGAAAGCAGAUUUUCUUUGGAUUUCACCAACAGGAAGCUUGUGUCUGAUAUCACACAGAAGUCAUCAGUCGGUUUCCUGCUGACAAACCUCAUCGAGGGGAAUCUGCUUCCCUCUGCUCUCAUCUGGAUAACUUCCCGACCUGCAGCAGCCAGUCAAAUCCCUCCUACAUAUAUUGACAGGGUUACAGAAAUACGAGGCUUCACUGACGCCCAGAAGGAGGAGUACUUCAUGAGGAGAUUCAGUGAUGAAGAGCUGUCCAGCAGAAUCAUCUCCCACAUGAAGACAUCCAGGAGCCUCCACAUUAUGUGUAGAAUCCCAGUCUUCUGCUGGAUCACUGCUACAGUUCUGGAGCACAUGUUGACUACAGAGCAGAGAGGAGAGCUGCCCAAGACCCUGACUGACAUGUUUUUACACUUCCUGCUCAUGCAGACAAAGAAACACAAAUGCCACGAGGGACAUGAGUCAAGCCAACUGAUGGAGGCUGACAGGGAAGUUCUUCUGAAGCUAGGGAGAUUGGCAUUUGACAAUCUGGAGAAAGAAAACACUGUGUUUUACCAGGAAGACCUGGAGCAGUGUGGUCUGGAUGGCACAGAGAUCAAAUUGUACUCAGGAGUUUGUGCAGAGAUCUUCAAAAGAGAGUGUGUGAUCUUCCAGAUACCAGUCUACUACUUUGUUCAUUUGAGUAUUUGUGAUUUUCUGGCGGCGGUUUAUAUAAUCCACUGCUACACUAACACAAAAACAGAGGUGCUGCAAGGCUUCCUGAGAAAUGGUCAUCAUUAUUAUUAUCACACAGAUUAUUCCACAGAUAUCCCAUCUCUGGAUGGCUUUCUGCGGGCAGCCAUGCAGAAAUCCCUCCAAAGUGAAAAUGGCCACCUAGACUUGUUUGUUCGCUUCCUUCAUGGCCUUUCUCUAGAGUCUAACCAGAGACUCUUAGGAGAUCUGAUAGGACAAACAGAAAUGAUUCUAGCAAUUAAUGAGAGACUCGUAGACCUCGUGGAAGUGAGAAAUGUUAGACGGAUAAACAACCUGAGAAGAUUUAGAGGUCCGCAAGUUCAAAUAGAGAACAGACCUGGAGAGUCAUCAAUCACCCAGAGAGUCAUCAACAAUCUGCAGACAAUAGACAUUUAUAACAUUUCUUCUGACAGAAUGAUCAACAUCUUCCAUUGUCUGAUAGAGAUGAAUGACUUCUCAGUACAUCAGGAGAUACAGGCGUUCUUGAAGUCAGAGAACAGAUUAGAGACAGAGCUCUCUGAGUUCCAAUGCACAGCUCUGGCUUGCAUACUGCAGAUGUCAGAAGAGGUUCUAGAUGAGUUGGAUCCUUGGAAGUACAACACAUCAUGGGGAGGACAAUGGAGCCUGAUUCCAGCUGUGAGGAACUGCAGAAAGGCUCGAUUUUCUGGAUGUCGGCUAUCAGGGACUCACUAUAAAACCUUGGCGGCAGCUCUGAAGUCCUGUCCCUCCCAUCUGACAGAGCUGGACCUGAGCCUGAAUGAGAUGCAGGAUUUACAAGUGGAUAUGCUGUUCGGAGCACUCAAGAGUCCAAAUUGUAGACUGGAGACUCUGAGAUUGUAUGGCUGCAAACUGUCAGAGACCAGGUGUGCUACACUUGUCUCAGCUCUGAAGUCUAACUGCACCCAUGUGAAAAAUCUCGACCUGAGUAUCAACAGCUUGAUGGAUUCAGGAGCAGAACAACUGUCUGACCUUGUGAGGAGCCCACACUGUAGACUCGACACUCUGAGGUUGGAGGAAUGCCGUUUAUCAGAGAUCAGCUGUGCUUCUCUGGGCUCAGCACUGACGUCCAACCCCUCCUAUCUGAAACAUUUGACCCUAAAUAACAAUAAUCUGCAGGACGCAGGAGUGAAGCAGCUCUGUGGUUUUUUGGAGAAUCCACUUUGUAGACUGGAAACUCUGAGAUUGAGGAGCUGCGGUUUGUCAGAGAUCAGCUGUUCUUCACUGGUCUCUGUUUUGAAGUCUAAUCCCGCUCAUCUUAAAUAUCUGGAGCUGAGUGAUAACAACCUGAAGGAUUCUGGAGUGAAGCAACUUUGUGGUUUUCUGGAAAGUCCAGACUGCAGACUGGAACAUCUCAGAUUAAGGUGGUGCAGUUUGUCUGGGAUCAGCUCUGCUCUUCUUGGUUCAGCUCUGAAAUCCAACCCCUCUUAUCUUAAACACCUACACCUGAGUAAUAAUAAACUGAAGGAUUCAGAUGUGGAGCUGCUCUCUGAUCUAGUCAAGAGUCCACACUGCAGACUGGAGUGUAUGAGCUGGAAGUGAAGUUACCAGGGCUAAGAAAGGACAGCAGCAGCUUCUGUUUGGGGAGAUGCUGCAACUGGUCAGUGUUACUGGGAGGUGGAGUGAAAAGCAGAGUUUAAUCCAGCAGUGACUGACAGAGGAAUGAGAAGCAGUGCAAAUGACUGUUAGUGCUGCAGAGUGAGCUGCUGUGGGAAUAGCUCUGCUGUCAGACACAGCAGAGUCCACCAUCAUUCCUAUGUCUCCCUCAGCAGUAUGUCUGGACUGCUCUGCUGCUGCUCUGUCCUUCUACACACUCUCUGCAGACACACACUGACUCCACCCCCUCUGCUCCAUAUUCACCUGCAUUUUAUUUCAUCUAUUUUAUUCAUUUAAAUAUUCUUUAAAAAAGUCUCUGCAGAAUAUUUUUGUUUAUGACACAACACUGAGAAUCAGUGUGCUUUGAACUAGUGUAGGCUGUGGUUAUGGUUGUAGUGUUUUGAGCUGCAGCUUCACCCUGUGGAAUGAUGGGGAACUGCGGUGAAUAUUCAGUUUAUACUUCAGAGCUUGUACAGUGGUGUGAAAAAGUGUUUGCCAUCGCUUUUUCACAUGGGGCCGUGUAGGUUUGAAAUUUUUCCCCCCUUAAUAAUAAACACCUUCAUUUAGAAACUGCAUUUUGUGUUUACUUGUGUUAUCUCCAUCCAUCCAUUCGCUUCCACUUAUCCUUUUCAGGGUCGCGGGGGCGCUGGAGCCUAUCCAAGCUGCCUUAGGGCGAGAGGCAGGGUGCACCCUGGACAGGUCGCCAGUCUGUUGCAGGGCUAACUCAUGAACAGAGACAACCAUUUGCACUCACAUUCACCCCUGCAUUCACAAUUUAGUGUUUCUAAUUAACCCAACCCCACUGUCUAAUAUUUAAAUUUGUUUAACAAUCUGAAACAUUUAAAUUGACAAAUAUCCAAAAAAAUUAUUAUUAUUUUUCCAAUUAGUUUUUAUCUAUAGUCUCUAUAAAUAUGACGACAGCUCUACCAGCAAGUUGAACAGUGAAACGAUAAGAUUCACAGCAGAAGAAAAGGACAGUAUGAAAGCUUGCUUUUUUCAUAUUUAAAAAUUUAUACGACGUCAACUGUUUUAUAACAGGAAAUAAAUAGUUAUAAUAUUGUCAUGGUUACCUGUUGCCUCUUUACUCACAGUUU
Messenger RNA from Pelmatolapia mariae (spotted tilapia), 4796 nucleotides. RefSeq names its product NACHT, LRR and PYD domains-containing protein 12-like. Gene Ontology annotation, biological process: intracellular signal transduction. The transcript has 10 exons. The coding region runs from base 544 to 3648 and encodes 1034 amino acids. The record is from RefSeq and is a predicted model, not a curated record. NCBI's taxonomy places the organism in Eukaryota, Metazoa, Chordata, Actinopteri, Cichliformes, Cichlidae. Gene Ontology annotation, molecular function: protein binding.